This is a messenger RNA of Tupaia belangeri chinensis (Chinese tree shrew), 1852 nucleotides long. It is a transcript of the gene ARHGAP8, whose product is annotated as Rho GTPase activating protein 8. Gene Ontology annotation, molecular function: GTPase activator activity. NCBI's taxonomy places the organism in Eukaryota, Metazoa, Chordata, Mammalia, Scandentia, Tupaiidae. Gene Ontology annotation, biological process: negative regulation of endocytic recycling; small GTPase-mediated signal transduction. The record is from RefSeq and is a predicted model, not a curated record. Gene Ontology annotation, cellular component: cytoplasm.
GCCCACACCAGGAUCCUGAGGAGGUGGCAUCAGAAUGGCUGCCCGGCUGCCUGCCCACCAGGAGAGCACGUCCGCAUUGGCCCUGGAGGAGCUGGCCGAGAUCGAGCUGCAGAGAGACGAGGAAGAGGCAGCAGCACUGGGCAGAGUGAAAAGACCCUCGGUGGUGCACGUGACCGGCCAGGACCCUGCACUGACCACGAGUCACCCGUUCUAUGACGUGGCCAGACACGGCAUCCUGCAGGUGGCAGGGGUCGACCUCUUUGGAAGACGCGUCGUCACGUUCAGCUCCUGCAGGCUGCCCCCCUCCCACCAGCUCAACCACCAGCGGCUCUUGGAGUACCUGAAGUUCACUCUGGACCAGUGCAUGGAGGACGGCUACGGCUACACCCUCGUCUACUUCCACCACGGGCUCACCAGCCCCAACAAGCCAGCCGUGAGCUGGCUCCAGAGCGCGUACAAGGAGUUUGACAGGAAGUACAGGAAGAACCUGAAGGCCCUGUACGUGGUGCACCCCACCAGCUUCGUCAAAGUCCUGUGGACCAUCUUCAAGCCCCUCAUCAGCCACAAGUUUGGGAAGAAAGUCACCUACUUCAACUCCCUGAGUGAGCUCCGUGAGCACCUGCCCUACGACCAGCUGGCUGUCCCCCCGGAGGUCGUGCGGUACCAAGAGCAGCUCCGGAGCCUUCACAGGGGCCAGCCACUCCCUCCUGCCAAGACGCCGCCGCCGCGGCCUCCUCUGCCCACCCAGCAGUUUGGCGUCAGCCUGCAAUACCUCAAGGACAAGAAUGGAGGCGAGCUCAUCCCCCCUGUGCUGAGGUUCACGGUGACAUACCUGCGCCAGAAAGGGCUUCGCACUGAGGGCCUGUUCCGGAGGUCGGCCAGUGUCCAGACCAUCCAAGAGAUCCAGAGGCUCUACAAUCAGGGGAAGCCCGUGAACUUCGACGACUACGGGGACAUCCACGUCCCGGCCGUGACCCUGAAGACCUUCCUGCGGGAGCUGCCCCAGCCGCUGCUGACCUUCACAGCCUACGAGCAAAUCCUCGAACUCACCAGUGUGGAGAGCAGCCUGCGUGUGACCCACUGUCGCCAGAUCCUGCAGAGCCUUCCAGAGCACAACUACGCCGUCCUGCGCUACCUCAUGGACUUCCUGCACACGGUGUCCCGGGAGAGCCUUUUUAACAAAAUGAACAGCUCCAACCUGGCCUGUGUCUUCGGGCUGAAUUUAAUCUGGCCGUCCCAGGGGGUGGCCUCCCUCAGUGCCCUCGUGCCCCUGAACCUCUUCACUGAACUGCUGAUCGAGUACUACGAGAGGGUCUUCAGCGCCCAGGAGGCCCCUGGACAGCAGGCCCUGGCACCAUGGCUGCGGGUGAGCAGAGCGGCUCCUUCUCCGGAGGGCACAUCGGGGCGGAUGUGCUGCAGGCCUAAGCUCGUCCGUCCCGCCUCCUUGCCCCCUGCCAGCCGCCAGAAGACACCUCUAGUGUUAGAAACACCCCAGAAGUCUGUCCGUCUGUACGCUGCUGUUUUGUAAACUUGCCCUGUGUGAGCAUUACCAGGAGUUAAAUGAACGCAGAGCCUUCCAGAAGAAAUUCAUUGCUUCUGAUUCUGGGCCUUCUCCAUGGCUUCUGAGCUGUGGACCAGGAUGCAAUGUUGAUGACUGUUCAGUUGAUUCAUUUGAAUCAGAGUCCAGCUCUACUUAGUUGGAAGUGGGAAUUUCCUGGCUGGGGCCUUGUAUCAGUCACCAGCAGCUGUUGCAGUGCUGUGUAACAAACUCCAAACCCAUCACUCAAAACAACGGCUAUUCAUAUGGCCAGGAGUCAUUUGGGCAGUCUUUUGGUCCUUUGCAGAGCUUGCU